AGAUUCAAAACAAAGGGCUGAGGAACGCCUUUUCAGCCAAGUCUCCCUAUCACCACGAUGGACUUCCCCUCAACGGUGGCAUAAAGACUUGGAAUUUUUUCACCGUCAGUUAUAGGCGUAAUCGAACUAGUUCAUAACUUGGAAAGUCAACCCUAGGGUAUUCCUCACCCUAUCAAUGCUCCUCAACAGCUGUGAGCUUCCCGCAUUCGAAAGGGCAAUCGUAGGACCUGCGCUAAACACUGGACGACAAGUGUAGCCUGGCAUUGCGAUUGGGUAAAACGCACAUCCAAAAAAAUCAAAGGAGGGAAACAUACCAAACAAACUGCAGGUUUGGAAGUGGGAAGGUGCAUCCAUCCUUCCAAUGAUAAAAUUCGAAUACGCUUUUUUUUUAGAACUUUCUGCAUUCAGUCACUCGAAUAGGGAAUCCCUGUGAAGAAACCCUGCAAGGGUUAAACGCGAGGAUCUAAGCAAAGUGCAUCAUCUGCUUAGUAUGGGCUUUUCAAAACCGACGAUACACAAGACUAUACCAGUAGUCGUAAAAUUUUAAACUGCUCUUCUCCUGGUAUACUUAAGCAUCAUAUUGAUAAUAUUUUGUAUCUACUUAUUAGCAGAAAAAAAAAGGGUUGCCAUCACAUAACGUUAUUUUCUGUAUCUACUGAUGUUCUCUUUCAUUACAUUAUUGGAUGGAUUAUGGAUGGUCUCCAACUCUGGUUUACUUACUUCUAAGCAAGUAUCUCCUUUAAUUUUUUCUUAAGUUAGCAUAACAUCUCUAAAUAAACUUAAACUAAACAAUAUGGCUCGUGGUUUUGGCGGUGGUGGAGGGGGAAAUCGCGGAGGGCAGGGGUUUGGUGGAUCCCGUGGAGGGGGCUCUAGUGGCGGCCGGGGUCGUGGCGGAUUCUCUGCGGAGCCGGACCCUCCGGAACAAAUUCAGCAGGUCGGUGUGUUCAUGAACGCCGCGGAGGGCGAUCUCGUCUACAAGGUAACCACCAGCGGUACCAUUCCCCGUUUUAACGCCUUCGUUUACACGGAGAAGAAGGCGAAGAUCGGCAAGAUCGAUGAAAUCCUGGGGAAUACGACGGAUGUGAUGUUCUCGGUGAAACCCCACCCGGGCGUCCAGCCGGCCUCUAUUAACGAGGGCGAUAAGGUCUUCAUCUCCCCCACGCAGUUCUCGCCGAUGCGGAUGUUCACCGACCCGCCGAAGCCGCGCGGGCGCGGGGGAAGGGGAGGUGGCGGGGGUGGACGCGGGGGUGGUCGUGGCAGCUUCAGCGGCGGUCGUGGAAGUUUCGGAGGUGGUGGUCGUGGGAGCUUUGGCGGAGGUGGGGGCGGGCGUGGCAGCUUCGGCGGUGGGGGUGGCGGGCGUGGGAAUUUUGGCGGAGGUCGUGGCAGCUUUGGCGGCGGACGCGGCUCCGGUAAUAGACCUCGGCGAGGUUUUUAA
Phytomonas sp. EM1 is the source of this 1435-nucleotide messenger RNA. The record is from the annotation of a GenBank genome assembly. NCBI's taxonomy places the organism in Eukaryota, Euglenozoa, Kinetoplastea, Trypanosomatida, Trypanosomatidae.